UGUUCCGGCGUCGAUUCAGGUUCAGGUCCCUCCAGGUUUUUAUUAGAUCAACCCUUCCCAAGUGUUCUCUCUUUUUUCUCUUCUCAGUCAUAUACCUCGAGGAUACUCUGCGAAGUAGUCCUAUUUUUAAAUUUUGCCCAUCGCCGGAUUUUGAAGAAAAACACACAACCGCCACGAUGAGUGCAGAGGCAGAAAAUACCCCCACCCAGAAGGUCGCAAUCGGAAUCUCUUUUGGAAAUUCUUACAGCUCCAUUGCCUUCACCACAGGAGAUGGCAAAGCUGAGGUUAUCGCAAAUGAGGAUGGAGACCGACAAAUCCCCUCAAUACUCUCCUACGUAGAGGGAGAAGAACUCCACGGUUCCCAGGCCAAGAGCCAGCUCAUCCGCAACUCCAAGAACACCGUCGCCUACUUCAGAGAUUUCCUCGGACAAGAGUUCAAGUCGAUAGACCCCAGCCCUUGCCACCAGUCCGCCCACCCCAUCCAGCACGAAUCCACCAUCUCUUUCAAGAUUCGCGAUUCCGAGGAGGAGAAGGAGAACGAUGUCACGGUCUCAGAAAUCACCACCAGGCACUUGAAGAGGAUACGAGACUCCGCCUCCGACUAUCUCGGAAAGAAGGUCAAUGCAGCCGUCAUCACUGUGCCCACCAACUUCACCGAGGCCCAGAAGGCCGCUUUGAGCCAGGCCGCAAAGGACGCCGAUAUCGAGGUCCUCCAAUUCAUCAACGAGCCCGUUUCCGCUGUUUUGGCAUACGAUGCUCGCCCUGACGCAAAGAUUGCCGACAAGAUUGUCGUGGUCGCAGACUUGGGCGGAACAAGGUCGGAUGUCGCCGUCGUUGCCUCGCGCGGUGGAAUCUACACCGUCCUUGCCACCCUCCACGACUACGAGGUCAGCGGAUUCAAGCUCGACCAAGUCCUCAUCGACCACUUCGCCAAGGAGUUUAUCAAGAAGCACAAAUCCGCCGGAGACCCCAGGGAGAACGACCGCUCCCUCGCAAAGAUGAAGCUCGAGUGCGAGGCCGUCAAGAAGGCUCUCUCCAUCGGUACGACCGCCAACUUCUCCGUCGAGAGCUUGGCCAACGGCAUCGAUUUCACCGCCACCAUCAACCGCUCGCGCUACGAGCUCCUCGCUUCCAAGAUCUUCGCCGCCUUCGCUCGUCUCGUAACCCACGCCGUCGAGAAGGCCGAGCUCGACCCUCUUGACAUCACCGAGGUCAUCCUCGCUGGUGGAAACUCCCACACCCCUAGAAUCGCAUCUGCGGUCGGCAAUGCCUUCCCCGAGACCACCACCGUCCUCGCACCCUCCACCUCCCCCACCGCCAUCAACCCCAGCGAGCUCUCCGUCCGCGGUGCCGCCAUCCAGGCCAGCCUCAUCCAGGAAUUCGACGUCGAGGACAUUGAGCAGAGCACACACCCCAUGGUCACUGUCGUGCCCCACCUCUCCCACGCCGUCGGUGUCCUCUGCAUCUCCGGCGACGAGUCCCACGGAAUCUUCCACCCCAUCGUCGACGCCGAGACCUCCCUCCCCGUGCGAAGAAGCGCCAUCAUCUCCACCCCCCGCGAGGGCGGAGACGUCCUGAUCAAGCUCGCCGAGGGCGCCGGGCACAUCAAGGUGACGAAGCCGGAGCCCAAGCCCAAGAAGGAGGCCAACGAGGACGACGAGGACGACAGCGACGAGGACGACAGCGAAGAGGAGGAGGAGGAGCUCCGCGAGCGCACCUGGAAGAUCGGCAAGAUCCUCUCCGAGGCCGCCAUCCGCGGCGUCAAGAAGGGCGGCAAGGUCGAGGUCCAGAUCAACAUCGCCGCCGACCUCAGCGUCAAUGCCAUCUUCCGCGAGGUCGGUGCAAAGGGCGGCGUCAGGGGCAUCCUCUCCUCGUCCAAGGUCACCCAGAACGGCAGUGCUUAAACGGAGCCCGCGCGAGCAGAUAUAAAGGAGUAUGUAGUUACAAAAUCACCACCUUUUUUCUUUUGCGAACA
This is a messenger RNA of Aaosphaeria arxii CBS 175.79, 1975 nucleotides long. RefSeq names its product chaperone protein dnaK. Gene Ontology annotation, molecular function: ATP binding; ATP-dependent protein folding chaperone. Gene Ontology annotation, biological process: protein folding. The transcript has 4 exons. NCBI's taxonomy places the organism in Eukaryota, Fungi, Ascomycota, Dothideomycetes, Pleosporales. Bases 177 to 1904 code for a protein of 575 amino acids. The record is from RefSeq and is a predicted model, not a curated record. Gene Ontology annotation, cellular component: nucleus; cytosol.